AUUGAAACGAGUAAAAUCUGUCCGAAAAAUCUGAUUUUCAGGUUUCGUUGGCUGUGAAUAAGAGAGAGAGUUGCGCGGUAGCAAUGUACGAUCAUUCACUAUUGUGGGUGGGAAAAGAGAGAGAGGGGUUGAUCCAUUUUCCAGAACGCUAUAGUAUUAUGGAGACGCGAUGCCUCAGUGGCUUCUCUGACACUGAGUCGCGCGCGUUGUAAUACUCAGGAAAGGGACGCUAAAAUCAUGGCGCGUAAAAAAAUUGUCAAAAUAUUCAUUUUAAUGCAACACUAAUCAAUUCAAAAAAUUCGCAAUAAAAUGGUGUGAAAAUUGAGAAACCAAUCAACGAAUCAGUGGGGGGAGUGAGGCAAAUUAAAAAAAAAAGAUGAUAAUAUUCUAGAGACUGACAAUGACUCUAUCGGCAUCAUCUGAAAAAUCAACGCAAAACAACAAAAUGCUAAUUGAAGAACAAUCAAGUACCAUCGUACGACAAUCGUAACAAUGUUCUCGUCAUGAGGAUCCUGUCCCUCGUCCUUCUAAUUUGCUUUUGUCGAGGGGAGGGACGAAGAUCAAAAUCUUCCCUCGCCUGGAAUUGGCGUACUGAUACAGUUGUUGGAACAUCAAUGAAAUCCGAAUUCAUCAACGAUGAUCAGGAGUCUUCUGAUUCAAUUCAAGAGGAAAUACUUGACAUGAAGAAAUUGUCUUUGAUCGAAUCACAAACUGAAAUUACGCCGAUAAAUCGAAAUAAUGUAUUUCGACAUAAUAAUAAUAAUCGACAUAAUCAUCGUUUAGAAAAUCCUGAGACACAUCAUUUUAUCAGACAUAGUGAAAAUCUUCAUUAUCGAUCAGUAACGACAAUUCAACAACCAACAUGGCCCGUGAAGAAGGAAGCCGUUGUCGAAGGGAAUUUACUGUUAGGAGGAUUGAUGAUGGUCCAUGAGAGGGAGGAUUCUAUUACAUGCGGUCCCAUAAUGCCUCAGGGCGGAAUUCAAGCUCUGGAAGCAAUGUUGUAUACAUUGGAUAAGCUUAAUGAGGGAGAGGGCAUCAUUCCAGGUGUGAAAAUUGGAGCGCACAUACUUGAUGACUGUGACAAGGAUACUUAUGGCUUGGAAAUGGCAGUUGAUUUCAUUAAAGGAUCAAUAAGCAAUAUCGAUGGAGCUGAAUACCACUGCAAUAAAACUACAGUUCGAAAAGUCAUUAGUGGAGUCGUAGGAGCUGCCAGCUCUGUCACAUCGAUUCAAGUUGCCAAUCUUUUGCGUCUCUUUCGAAUUCCCCAGGUGUCCUUUUUCUCAACGAGUCCUGAACUAUCAAAUAAACAGCGCUUUGAAUAUUUUACAAGGACUAUACCGAGUGAUCAUUAUCAAGUCAAGGCUAUGGUAGAUAUCGUAAGAAAAAUGAACUGGAGUUAUGUUUCUAUUAUUUACGAAGAGAGCAACUAUGGAAUUAAGGCUUUCGAGGAACUGGAAGAUCUUUUGGCGAAAUAUCAAAUUUGCAUUGCCGUUAAAGAAAAACUUGUUAAAGAUUCAGGAGUGGCUGAAGAAACGGCUUAUGACAACAUCGUGCAAAAAUUAUUAACAAAACCACGAGCAAGAGGUUGCAUAAUUUUUGGCUCAGACCAAGAAGUUGCCGGGGUAAUGAGAGCAGUGAGACGUUGUAAUGCUACUGGAGCAUUUUCUUGGAUUGGGAGUGACGGGUGGAGCGCUCGAGGGCUCGUAAGCAAUGGAAAUGAAGCCGAAGUUGAAGGUACACUAUCAGUACAGCCUCAAGCAAAUCCCGUCCAAGGGUUUGAAGAAUACUUUUUAAAUUUAACAGUUGAAAACAACAAGAGAAAUCCAUGGUUUGUUGAAUUCUGGGAAGAUCAUUUUCAAUGCCGAUAUCCAAAUGCAUCUUUAACACCAUACAAUGAAAAAUACACACAACCAUGCACAACGCAAGAACGUCUUACAAAGCAAAAUACAGCAUUUGAGGAUCAACUUCAAUUUGUUUCUGAUGCAGUUAUGGCAUUCGCCUAUGCCUUUCGAAACAUGCAUAAGAAACUUUGUCAUGGUAAGAAAGGACUUUGUGAUGCUAUGAGACCAACAAAAGGCACCGAGCUCUUGCAAUAUUUAAGAAAUGUAGAAUUUGAAGGUUUAAGUGGAGAUGAAUUUAAGUUUGAUUCAAAUGGAGAUGGACCCGCUAGAUACAAUAUAAUACAUUUUAAACAAACUUCAACAGGAGUGUACAAUUGGAUUAGAGUGGGCAAAUAUCUCGAUGGCAAAUUGUUGCUCAAUAUGUCCGAGGUGCAAUUUAAACUUGGACAUCCCCAACCACCAGAAAGUGUAUGUUCAUUACCCUGUGAAGAUGGACAGGCAAAGAAAUACGUUGAGGGAGAAAGAUGCUGCUGGCAUUGUUUCAAUUGUACCCAAUAUCAGAUACGAGAUCCAGAGGAUGAAACACAAUGUGUUAUGUGCCCUCAAGGCACAGUUCCUGAUGAAACUCAUUCCUAUUGUCGUGAUAUACCGGAAGAGUUUUUAAGACCCGAAAGUGCUUGGGCCAUUGGUGCAAUGUCUUUCUCUACUACAGGAAUAUUGAUGACACUCUUCGUUGUGGGUGUAUUUUUAAAAUUCAACGACACGCCCGUUGUUCGAGCUUCCGGUAGAGAAUUAUCUUACAUUCUUUUGUCCGGAAUUUUAUUGUGUUAUCUAGUAACCUUCACUUUAAUCCUACGACCAUCCAACAUUGUUUGUGGAAUCCAGCGAUUUACAGCUGGAUUUUGCUUCACCGUAGUUUACGCAGCAUUAUUAACGAAAACCAAUAGAAUAUCGCGAAUUUUUAAUGUGAAUAAACAUAGCGCAAAACGACCAUCAUUUAUAUCGCCAAAAUCACAACUAAUAAUAUGUUCGGGUCUCGUAAGUCUGCAAAUACUUAUUAAUGGCGUUUGGAUGAUAAUUGAUCCGGCAAAAGCAAUGCAUCAUUAUCCAACGAGAGAGGACAAUUUACUAGUUUGUAAUAGUUACAUUGACGCGAGUUAUAUGAUUGCAUUUACCUAUCCCAUUAUACUUAUUGUUAUUUGCACGGUAUAUGCUGUACUAACCAGGAAAAUACCGGAGGCAUUUAACGAGAGUAAACACAUCGGUUUUACGAUGUACACCACAUGUGUAAUUUGGCUUGCAUUUGUCCCUCUGUAUUUUGGUACCGGAAAUCACGUGGCUCUAAGGAUUACUUCGAUGUCGAUAACAAUCAGCCUUUCGGCUUCCGUGACUAUAGCUUGCCUCUUCAGUCCAAAGCUUUACAUUAUUUUAAUUCGCCCGGAGAGAAAUGUCAGACAGAGUAUGAUGCCAAAUCGACACAAUACAACAAAAAGUUCCGGACUCACUAACGCAUCGAAUUUAAUGGCACCUGUCACUUUGACAGCGGUUACUUGUGAUCAAAAUAAAGCUGUCAAAAGGCAUGUUACUACUACCAUGGACUGUUCCACUCAAAGUGAAAAUUACGAGAUGGAAUCAACAAAUAAAAAGAAUGGUAAACCACCACCUUCAUUGAUCUCGCGUUCAACUCAAACGUUAGCGAACCACAAUGAGGGUGAUUCAAAUUCAAUAACAUCAGUGGUGUCGAAGGAAACGAAUAAAAAUUCUAAAGAAAAUUCCGUUACUACGAAGGAAUUGAAUACAAGGAUAGGGAAUGGACCCGUAAGCCAAAAUGACGUUUCUUUAUAGCAGGAAUACGUUUCGCAAGAUAUUUCAUUGAUAGAAGCAAACCUCACGCCAAUAUCUAAGGAACCAGUGAUCGUAUAGAAAAAUUCAAAUAGAUAUAAUGUAGAAUUUAAAAUAAAAAAAAGAAUUACCGAAAUACCGCGUAUAUAAGCUACAUUAAUACAAAACGGAAAAUGAAAAACAAAAAUACGUACUGAAUAAAAUAUUCCUAUAUAUAUAGCUGUGAGCAUUGUUAUAAAGAAAAAAAAAUUAACAUCAUUUUUUCUGUUAAUAUAUAUAUAUGAAUGCUCAUUGAUUAGUUAAUUUUAUAUUAAUAAUAAAUUAAAAAGAACAUAAAAAAAAGUUUUUUUUAAAUGAAAAUUGAAUUCACUUACAAAAGUUUUAUUUAU
Molecule: messenger RNA, 4072 nt
Organism: Leptopilina boulardi
Lineage: Eukaryota; Metazoa; Arthropoda; Insecta; Hymenoptera; Figitidae
Gene: Glurb
Product: metabotropic glutamate receptor 2
Exons: 17
Coding region: 504-3686 (1060 amino acids)
Biological process (GO): G protein-coupled receptor signaling pathway
Cellular component (GO): membrane
Molecular function (GO): adenylate cyclase inhibiting G protein-coupled glutamate receptor activity
Source: RefSeq, a predicted model, not a curated record